Messenger RNA from Amblyraja radiata (thorny skate), 1714 nucleotides. RefSeq lists its product as uncharacterized. The record is from RefSeq and is a predicted model, not a curated record. Bases 1 to 1581 code for a protein of 526 amino acids. The transcript has 15 exons. Lineage: Eukaryota; Metazoa; Chordata; Chondrichthyes; Rajiformes; Rajidae.
AUGUUGCCGCUCGUUCGCUUACUUCCACUGCUGCUUGCACUGGGUGUGUUCUUGGCAAAAGAUAAUCUGACAGAAGCUUCCAUUUUGCCCAACACCAAAUCACUGGGGUUCACUGUCCAGCUCACCUGUGAGGUCAGUGGAGAUCAUAUUGAGUAUCAGUGGCAAAAAGAUGGAGGAGAGGUCUCACAUCAUCACUGGCUAAUAGAUGGAAACAGGACCCUGGUCAUCCCAAGCGCAUCGAUUGGUGAUUGUGGAAUGUACACCUGUGUUGCAACUAAUCCCGUCAGCUCUAUCCAGGCAAAUUACACCUUAAUUCUUCAAGGCCUUUCGCUCAAGGAAGUUGUACUUGUCGCAGCAUCAACUGCAGGACUGAUGCUCUCUUCAGCAUCUCUUCAUCCAGCUAUGUUGCCGGACCAGUGGAGAUGGAAAACACUUGGAGCACUUCUGAAAACUAAAUUUUAUUUUUUGAGCCUAUCUUUCAGUAAUACCGUGUUUUUUAUUGUCAUCUACAUUACCUUCUCCUACUGGAUUUUAUUUAAAGGUCUUUCACCAUUGGAUGUCGUGGUUAUUAUUUCAUUGAUCACAGGACUGCGGCUUUCUUCAGCAUUUGUAAAUCAGCCCCACAACACGAGUUCAGAUAAAGAAUCUCAGAGAACCAGACUUUGUGUGAAAUUGCUGUCCAUCUGUAAAGCAGUUCUUUUCAAUUGUAUCAUCCUUGCCUUCGCUGUCAAUGCUGUGAUGACAGGCUUUUCCAUCAAAGCAAAGAAAUCGAUUGUCUUGUCGAUCACAGUUUUGGUUGGGCUAAUAUUGAUUCUUAUGAUAACGGGAUAUCUGUGGUGGAAGAAGAAUUCAGACACAGAAGAAGAAUCUUGGAGAACCAAGAUUUGGACAUCUGUGCUGCUCAUCUAUACUGAUACAAUUCUCAUUGUAUUCCUCACAGCCAUCACUCUCACCUUAUUGAUUACAGGUAUUAUCGCCAAGGACAAUGUAGCUGUGGCUGUGUCAAUCACAAUGCUGAUUUUAUUAGUCGCAUUGUUUAUGCCAUUUGUGUACCUGCUCCGAAAGAUUAAUUUACACCAAGAAAAUUUCCUAAUAUCUGGAAAAUGGCUGUCCAUCUGUCAAGCUGGUUAUCUUAGUGUCAUCCUCAUUGCUGUCAUUUCCUGGGUGGCGAUUGAAGGCUUUUCACCAGAGGACACUGUGACUGUCAUUACAUUGAUCAUGGGACUGGUGCUUUCGACAAUAUAUGCCAUUGCAUUUCUCUGCUGGGCAUGGAAAGGAUUUCCAGGAAACAAAUGGUGGUGGAUCCUGAAAAUUUGUAGCAUCGUGUCUCUGGUCGUCAUCCUCAUUGCCCUCAUUUGCUGGAUUGUGUUCAAAGAUCAAGACUGUGACACCAACAUUCCCAUCUGGAUCAUACCCAUUUUAUCAAUGGUCACAUGUGUGAUAGCAUUAUCCAGGUCCUUCCCGGUUUGCCAAAGCAGACAUGAAGAAACUAACAGAGACAGCUGUGCAGAAAGAGAACAGGAUAAUGGAGAAUUGCAAGAAUUACAAACUAUCAGACCAGAUCAUGAAUCGGGACCCUAAAACCUUCAGCAGGAUCGGAGAGACCCCGACAGCCUUCAGUUUCAGAUGUCACUGUGAGGGCAGCUACUGUAAACAGUGGCCUGGAAAAUCUUCCCUCCGGUUCAGUUUAGUUUCAUUUAGUUUAUUGUCCCGC